Molecule: messenger RNA, 3510 nt
Organism: Melopsittacus undulatus (budgerigar)
Lineage: Eukaryota; Metazoa; Chordata; Aves; Psittaciformes; Psittaculidae
Gene: TANK
Product: TRAF family member associated NFKB activator
Exons: 12
Coding region: 540-1877 (445 amino acids)
Biological process (GO): canonical NF-kappaB signal transduction
Source: RefSeq, a predicted model, not a curated record
UCCUGGGUUAGGGUGCUCAGGCAGGAGCAGGAAGCCGAGGGCUUCGUGAGGUGCUCGUUUCCAGUUCCCGAGAUGAUGGCAGUGUAACUUACAAAACAUUUCCAUCGAAGAACCUGGUUUGAAAGCAGAAAUAUGUAGAGAAGUACUUGCUUCUGGAUGACAUUUGUGUUCUCAUGUGAACCUAUGAGAGGUCUAUGAACUUGACCACCUUUUCAGUGAUGAAACAACAUUGGGAAUUGUGGACAAAAUUGGAGAGCAAUUGAAUGAAGUUUAUGAAGCCUAUCGACAAGUGCCUCUGGAAACUGCUGUUCUGAAAGAAGGCUAGUACACAGCAGGGUAACAUCUUAGGCUGUGAAUGUAGUAGCAAUGGAACCUCUGCUGCAGGAAGGCUCGAACGUUUUUAAUGCUGCAGGACUUUCUGAUACUUCCAUAGAACUGGAAAAUUCAGUGAAUUCCUGUAAGUUUCCUUCCUGGGACUUCACAAGUUUUCUUGCUUGUUUUUAGCACUACUCUAACUGCAACAUUAGACAGAAAACUACAUGCAGCAAAUACGUGAACAGCAGGAAAAGAUAGAGCUUCAAAACAACAUUAUUGCAAAACUGAAAUCGCAGUUAGCUGCUCUGAAUGCUAAUAGAGGUAAUGUACACCCCUACAUUCCAAUGCAUGAAGACGUUGAAACCUCCAACUUGUCUUUAAGGCAGCUCUCCGAAAAGCUGAACGCAGCAAAGCAAAGAGAAAAACUCUUGAAGGAACAGUUAGAAAUUGAGAGCAUGAAAUUGAAGGAACUUGAAGACAAAAACAAUCAAAAGGAAAGGAAGCUGAUAUCUAUUAUUUCCAACCAAGAAGAUACAAUAAGAAGUCUGAAAAGCAAAUUGAAAGAAUUAAGUGAAGCACAAAAGGAUAUACAAGUGCCAGCAGAUAAAAGGGAGGUGAAAAGUAAGAAAGUUGUUCCAGAUAAGCCUGAAUUAUCUCUAGGGAUCUCUGGUGUUUCACCUGUGACUGAAAGGGAGAAUCUGGAGACUAUUUUCCAGGACAUGAAAGAAGAGUGGCAUCGAAUAUGUAGGCUAGCCAGAGAACAAACAGACCAACUGAGUAAAUUUAAGAUAAAGCCAGAACCUGAAACUGAAAUACAGUUUUCCAUGCCGAUACAGUGUACUGAUAAAACUGAUGAACAAGCAGAAGAGCUUUUUAAGCCUCGGGUUAUAAAGGAUAUAAAUAGAGGUGCAUCAUGCAUCACAUCUAUCACACCAAGAGGAGUGGGCCAAGAUGAGGACAACUCCUCUAUAGAAUCACUUUCUAAAUUUAAUGUCAAGCUUCCACCUACAGACAAUGACUCUGCUUUCUUGCAGAGCACUCAGGAAAAACCAGCAAUUCCUUGUACUGGUAUAGCUGAAAACAUGCUUCAAGAUCAUCAUUUUAACCUGGAGCUUAGAGACCGUGCUGUUAACCUCAGUAAAUUGGAACCUAACUCAUUUGAAGCUCAUGGAGUUGAUCUCAUGACCUCAGCUUUACAAAGUUUAACUACUGUUGACAAAACAAAUCGCCCAGAUUAUGCAAACAUGUCCAUAGAAAAUACCCAUGACAAAACAUGUUUAAAAACAGCAGACAUUGAUUUCACAUUUGUACCUAAGCACACAAACCAGGGUGUACCUGAAGUAAUUUUUCCAUCUUUGGAAGCUGCUGGGACAGUCGUCAGAGGUCCUCAUCAGCUCAUUUGGCAGCCUGAAGACAAUGAUUUGCUGGCACAAGCUUAUACAGACUCUGAACUGAAUCAGUGUGGAAUAUGCGAAUUCUGUCGAGAAGUUUUCCCACCAUCUAUGACAUCUAAGGAAGAUUUUCUUCGGCAUCUGAAUUCCCACUUUAAAGUACAGUCUUAAUGUAUGAGAAUUCAAUGGUUCACUGUUUUGCAUAUAUUUUGAUUUUUUUUUUAUUUGAUAGAUACGCUAAGAAUUGAAAAAUUAAGACUUCUUGUAACAAGAACUCAUGACUGAAACGCUGUGUCAGAUAAGCAAGUUUUUAAUUGUCCUUUGACAAGGUAACAUGAAACUGUCAGUCACUUCGAUACUGUAAUUCACAUUAUUGCUUGUUAUGCUUCAGUAUUGCCUGCAAGAGUGAUGUUAAACACCUUUUUCUUUUUUUUCCUUCCUUUUUCCUUUUUUUUUUUCCUUUUAAUUUAUGAGUGUAGACUUGCGGAAUUAAUGCCUUAAUCUGGCUGUGGGAACUGGUGUAAUGCUAAGAUGUUUUUUCUCGCUAUCCAGUGAUGUGAUUUUGUUCUCCUUGAACAGGAAGAGAAGUAGACUCUCAUUUUUCAUUUCUCUUACAAAAAUUCCAAAUUUAACUUACAGUAGUGAACCUCUUAAUUGAGAUUCUUGUAAAAUCAUCUCAGUAACUGAAUGCCAGGUAUGUCAAAAUUAGAGUAGGCUUGUUCAUUAGUAACUAAAAGAAUGGUUGACUCUCCCUAGAGAGAGUAAUCAAACACAGCACAUAAAGUACCCAUUUGCCAAAAUGUAUCAGUAGCAAUUUUAUGGGUAUCUGUUACAUGUUAUAAAAAAAUAUGUUAUUUACCUUUAUAGCAUUAAUAAUUUGUGAAAAUACUCCCAUGGAAAAAGUUGUAUUACUGUUAGGGAUAAAGUGAGAAAGGAUUAAACAUUCCUUAAAACUAAGACUACUAAAGAUUAUUUACCUUUCCUUCUGGUCUGAUAUGAAGGAUUGCUUAAGUCUGUUACAGCCUAGAUAGAAAAACCUAAUCACCAAAAUCUCAGUGACUUAAUUUUUAACUAGAAUAAGCUUAGUGGCCUUCUCAAUGCAAUUUAAAUUUGUGUUUAAUUGAAACACUGUAUUCUGAUAAAGUUUGCACAUUUUCUGGAUUUAUUAGGAUCAAAUUAAAAAGGGGUACUAAGUAAUUUCAUUUAAUCAUAGCAACUAGAAGCUUUUUGCAUUUGAGCUGCAUAUAGGUUUUAGUCCUGAUAUUUGAUAAUUAGCAUUAAUAUUUUCAUAGCAACAAAGCACAACAGUUUCUCUUUUUAAAGAUUUGUUUGCAGGUAACACUUUCUGUGAAGAAUUAACACCUGCACAUUUUUAGAAAUUGAUUUUUCUAAAAUUAUUUCCUCUAUUUUAAACAUCUCAUGCUUGUGACUGGCUGUCAGCAGAGUGUACUGUAAUAAACAGCAGUGCGCAGCGCUUGUCUGCACCGUGACCUGGAGAAAGAGUUUGUUACUAUUAACAGCUCUAAACCCCGGCGGUAUCCAGCGCAGAGGAGGAUACGUUCAUCCCCGGGAUCGCCGUGCAGCGUGUGAAGUACCUCCCAGGCGAGCUCGGCUGGGGGUGGUUCCUGGGAGACACAGAAGUUCCAGGAUUGGGAGGAGAGAUGGGGAUUCGCACAUCUCCAGCCAGCCCGACGCAAGGCCGACUUGUCCUCUCAACCGUGAAAUUCGAGCUCAGGAGCUUACGUUAUUACGAACUGAACAAACUGCGAGUCACCUUUAAAGAAAAUAAAGUCAUCUCUGUGUG